Molecule: messenger RNA, 1380 nt
Organism: Suillus fuscotomentosus
Lineage: Eukaryota; Fungi; Basidiomycota; Agaricomycetes; Boletales; Suillaceae
Product: major facilitator superfamily domain-containing protein
Exons: 13
Coding region: 1-1380 (459 amino acids)
Biological process (GO): transmembrane transport
Molecular function (GO): transmembrane transporter activity
Source: RefSeq, a predicted model, not a curated record
AUGGUUUUAGAAAACAGCCCUCUGCUAGCGUCCACCACGCAUGAAGCUAUCUAUGACAGGUUUGCGCCCGACCAGAAGAGGUGGAUCGUGUUUCUCGUCUCUUUUGCGGGUUUGUUACCUAUGUUCGUCUCAGCGACAUUUGUGCCUUCCAUCCCUCAAAUAGCUAAAGAUCUUGACUCGACGCAUGCUGUUGUCAGUUUGACUGUCAGUCUAUCGAUCUUGGCGAGUGCCGUCGGAGCGUUAGUUUGGGCUGCUUACUCGUCUUUCUAUGGACGCCGAUGGAUGUAUUUGUGGGGCAUGCCAUUUUUGUGUAUCGGGAGUUGUGGCGUUGCAAUGGCAGCUUCGCUGAAGAGUUUGUUGUUCUGGCGAUUCGUACAGACGUUUGGAUGUUCUGGGGGAAUACCAUUGGGUGCUGGUGUUGUCGGUGAUAUUUAUAAAUUGGAGGAGAGGGGGACUGCUAUCGGAGUAUUCUUUGGUGCCACACUUGGGGGGUUCGCUGUUGCUCCGUUCCUUGGAGGUGCAGCAGCGCAGUAUUGGUCCUGGCGCAAUUUGCACUAUUCCCUUGCUGUGUGGGGCUUGCUCGAACUGCUUCUCAUAUAUCUUUGGUUUCCCGAGACGAGCCAUCCUGGCACAUUAGGCAUUGAUAAACUAAAGCGAAGGAGAUGGAUCCACAUCACAUGGGUCAAUCCUCUCAGUAGUCUUUGGCUACUUCGGAGUCCGAACCUAUUUGCAGUCAUGCUUGCGUCGACUCUGGUGCUUAUAACUGACUAUGUUCUUCUCGUGCCGCUGGCGUAUACUAUUGGCGUUCGGUAUGGUAUCGUGAACGAGGCCAUCAUAGGGGCGUGUUUCCUCCCAAACGGAUUGGGAAACUUCAUCGGAGCACCGGUUGCUGGCCGCCUAUCGGACAUUAUAGUCAGAAGAUGGCGGAAACACCGCAAAGGAGCGUGGUUUCCUGAAGAUCGCUUGAGAGCGACGUGGAUCGGAGGGCUGGUAAUGAUUCCGUUGUCUAUUGGGUCGUCGGGGUUGAUCACGACGUAUGUUGGGGGCUCGGUCGGUCUUUGUUUGAAUUUAUUAUGUCUUUUUACAAAUGGAAUGGGCGUCGAUUUCGUAUUCAAUCCAAUCGGUUCUUAUAAUGUGGAUGUGGCGCGCUCUCGAAGCGCGGAAACCACGGCCGCUAGCGCAGCGAUCCGGUCACUUAUUCUAUCUGCUGCGACUGCUGUUGUCAUUCCCUCGAUCGAGCAUAUAGGUGUUGCAUGGACAAACAUCAUCGCGGCUGUUCUUGCUAUCAUUGGACAAGGGCUGAUUUUCUUGACGAUCCAUUAUGGCGAUCGCAUGAGGGCCAGCGUAGAUGUUGGUUUCUCGACCACGGAGAACUCAUAG